UAUUGAGCCCUCUUUUUGUCUCAGUACUUCGUUGAUCAUCAUCACCUGGUGUUUUGUCUGAAAUUCUGAUCUUGCAAGAAACCAGACGACGUCCUUUUAACGGGAAUGGCCGAGGCCAUCGUUUCGUUCGUGAUAGAAAGACUCGGAGACUUGCUCCUGAAUGAAGCAAAGUUCUUAUCUGGAGUUAGAAACGAAGCUGAGGAGGCGAAAACCGAACUGCAACGAAUAAAAUGCUUUCUUGAAGACGCAGAUAGGCGUGCAAGGCAAGGAGACAAGACGAUUCGCCAACAUGUUGCGGAAAUAAGAGAAGCUGCUUAUGAUUUGGAGGAUGUCAUUGCAACUUUUGCCUUGAAGGCGGCUUCUAGAAGUGAACAAGGUAGAAAGUACGUACUCAAACGAUUUGCUUGCAUCUUGAUUGAUCUUCAUAAAGUUGGCAAUGAAGUUGAGAAAAUCUGUGAAAAGAUUUCUAGGUCAAGAUCGAGUUUCCAAGAAUUUGGGGUACUGGUACAAUCAAGCAAUAAUGAAGGCGCAAGUUCUUUGAAUGAGAGGCAGCGAGGAGAUUUGAGGCGAACUUUUUCUCACAACAUCGAUUCUGAUUUUGUUGGAUUUGAAGAAAAUGUUAGGGAAUUGGUGUCCCACCUGACAAGAGAAGGAUGUCUUCAUAGAGUUGUUUCAAUUUGUGGGAUGGGUGGCUUAGGAAAAACUACACUUGCAAGACGGAUUUACUAUCAUGGCGAUGUAAGACAUCACUUUGAUUGUUUUGCUUGGGCAUCUGUGUCACAAAAAUGUCAAGCGAGGGAUGUUUGGGAGGGAAUUUUGAUUAAACUCGUUUCUCCUACCGCGGAGAAAAGAAAAGAAAUCAAAGAAAUGAGGGAUGAUGAGAUAUCCAAGGCGCUUUACACUGUUCUGAAAGAGAAGAAAUGUCUAGUGGUUCUUGAUGAUAUUUGGACCACCGCAACUUGGGAUUGCCUAAAGUCUGCAUUCCCGAAUGUUAGAUCUGAGAGCAAAGUAUUAUUCACCACUCGGAAUAGAGAUAUAGCUUUACACGCCGAUCGCAAUAGCAUCCUCCAUGAGCCGAGGUGUUUCAACAAGAAUGAGAGUUGGGAAUUGUUUGAGAAGAAAACAUAUUUCGAUUUGGAAGAUGACAAAAGGAAGGAAACAUUAGCGCGAAAGAUGCUUGAUUAUUGCAAUGGAUUGCCAUUAGCCAUUACAGUGCUCGCAGGACUUCUAUCCAGUAAACAAACCAUCGAUGAGUGGGAGACUUUGCAUAAGAAUAUUAAGACAUAUAUGAGGAAGGGCAAAAUCAACGAGCAAGAAGACUCCAACUUAGGUGUCUCAUGGGUGUUGGGUUUGAGUUACGAUGAAUUGCCGUAUCACAUGAAGCCAUGUUUUUUGCACUUGGCUUAUUUCCCCGAAGAUUUUGAAAUAAGGGCAAAAGAACUAUGCCGAUUGUGGAUAGCAGAAGGCUUCAUAUCCAUGGAGGACGCGGCAUAUGAAUGCUUGAGGGAAUUGGUGCAAAGGUGCAUAGUUCAAGUGGCAGAGUGGGGCUCAACUGGAAGAAUCAAAACAUGCCGCAUUCAUGAUCUUAUGCGAGACUUGUGCUUGUCAAAGGCACAGGAGGAAAUCUUUCUAGAAUCUAUCGAUCUCCACAAGCAACAUGAGGCGAUAAGUUCUUCUUUUGGCAUGACAACAAAUUUGAUUCCAAGCAAUAAGGUCCGUAGACUUGCCAUCUAUUUGAACAACAACAGUGCUGAUGAAUUGCUCUCUCUCAUUAGAGCUAAGGAUGUUUGUCUUAGAUCUCUUAUAUGCUUCAGUCCAGAACUAUAUACAUCCUAUGAGCAAGUAAUGAAACCAGUGCUCAAUCGCUUCCAUUUGCUUAGAGUUUUGAAGUUUGAAAAUCUCAGCCGAGGUCAUGUUGGAAAGUUGCCCAAAGAAAUAGGGGAUCUUAUCCACUUAAGGCUUCUUAGUUUAAAGGAUAGUUAUGUGGAAAAGUUACCAUCAUCCAUCGGGAAUUUGAGAUGCCUCCAGACCUUAGACUUGCGGGUAAAAGCCUUCUCUUUUCAGAAAGGACUUCAAAUGUCUGAAAUACCAUCUGUGCUAUGGAAAUUGGAAGAGCUUAGACAUUUGUAUCUACCACAGAACUAUUUUACGAGAGGCCGUCGUUCGAAAAGCUACUUCAGAAUUGGCUACUCUGAUAGUAUAUUGUUGUUGGAUAAUCUUACCAAUUUGCAAACAAUGGUGAAUGUUUCGGCGAAUUACGGUUAUCUACAUGGAUUGGGGAAACUGACCAAUCUCACCAAAUUGAAAGUAAAUUUGGGGUCUAACUUCAUUGGUCCAAGAAUUUUGUUUAACAAUCUUCGAUCUCUGGCCAUCUAUUAUUCAGAUCUUCUUGAAGUUCAAUUUCACCAUGACGAUCAGGAACAAACUCAGAGAAGACGAAUGGCUGAAUUUAGUGUAGCAGAUGUAGAAAUGCUUAUAUUGAGCUGUCCUCAAAUUUACAAACUGCAUCUGCAAGUACCUAUAAAGUGGCUACCACAAGAUAACCAAUUUUCUCCCAACCUUAUCAAGUUAACACUAGUUAAUACUUGGCUCGAGCAUGACCCGAUGGUAACAUUAGAAAAGCUCCCAAAUUUGAGGAUCUUUGCCCUUGAUUAUAAUGCCUUCAUUGGAACUAAAAUGGUGUGCACCACAAGAGGUUUUCCUAAACUCGAGUCUCUUUCCAUUUGUUACCUUGAUAAUUUAAAAGAGUGGAAGGUGGAGGAAGGGGCCUUACCGAGCCUUCGUCGUUUGCAUAUCGUAAACUGCUUAAGAUUGAGGACAAUUCCAGAUGGGGUAAGAUAUCUAAUUACUCUCAAGGAAAUUGUGCUCCAACAUAUGCUCAGGCAAUUCAAGCAGAGAGUUGAACAAGGAGGAGAGGACUUCUACAAAGUCCAGCAUGUGCCUUCUCUUGUGUUCAUGAAUACUUUGGAGUUUUAGCUCUAUUCAUGAGGGUUUAUCCAGGAUCGGAGUUUUGAUAACGAAACGUGGCUCUUUUGGGUUUUCUUCUUUCUUCUUUGAUUGUAAGAAUAUUUGCCUUUUCCACUUUGUUGUAUCAUUAUGAGCUUUGGUGAUCUUGCAGCUAGCAAGCUUACUGAAUCACUUAUGUUUGUACUUGUAUUUUUCAUUAUCUCGCAUGUAAGAUAUGGAGUGAAAGAAUUGCGACUAUAACAUAAAUAAUCGUAUUUUGUCACGACAAGAUACACAUAAAAAAGGUCAUUCAUUC
Molecule: messenger RNA, 3262 nt
Organism: Morus notabilis
Lineage: Eukaryota; Viridiplantae; Streptophyta; Magnoliopsida; Rosales; Moraceae
Product: putative disease resistance protein At1g50180
Exons: 3
Coding region: 106-2976 (956 amino acids)
Biological process (GO): defense response to other organism
Molecular function (GO): ADP binding
Source: RefSeq, a predicted model, not a curated record